Molecule: messenger RNA, 1452 nt
Organism: Aspergillus vadensis CBS 113365
Lineage: Eukaryota; Fungi; Ascomycota; Eurotiomycetes; Eurotiales; Aspergillaceae
Product: Zn(II)2Cys6 transcription factor domain-containing protein
Exons: 2
Coding region: 1-1452 (483 amino acids)
Biological process (GO): regulation of DNA-templated transcription
Molecular function (GO): zinc ion binding; DNA-binding transcription factor activity, RNA polymerase II-specific
Source: RefSeq, a predicted model, not a curated record
AUGGUAUAUCGCGGGAAGCCUUCUAAAUCAUGCCAGCAGUGCCGCAAACGAAAUAUCAAAUGCGAUAAAAAGGAAGCCGGCUGCUCCCAAUGUGCCCGCGCAUGUUUAACGUGCUCAGGUUAUCAAAAGCCAACGGAUAUAGUCAUACUAAAUGAGACCUCUACCACGGCUGAAAAGGUACUGAGGAAGCGAUCUUCAGAUCGACCAGUUUCUGCAGGGCCUCUAUCAACAAACCUCCUUCCAACUGUAUUGCAACGCGCGAAGCACCUGUAUAUCUCGCAAUAUGUCCAGGACACACCUGCAACGGGCAUAUACUCGUAUAUGCAGGUCUUUUACCCAUCCAAAUCAGACGACUAUCCUCUUCUCGAAACCAUGAUUAAUGCGCUUUUCAUGGCCACAUUCUCAUGGUUGCAGGGAUAUCCCCCAGCUCUCUAUUAUGCUCGAAACAGCUAUGGAUCAGCUUUGUCUCUGACUCGAAAGGCGAUCCAGUCACGAAAAGAGGCUUUGUUGGAUAGGACUCUAUUCUCGGUGUUGCUCAUGAGUAUAUUUGAACGCCUCGCCGACGUAGAACAACGAGGGUCAUGUAUUCGCAACGGACAUCUAAAAGGUGCCAUUGAGCUGAUGGCCUUGAGGGGCGAUGGCCAAUUUACAGACGAUGGGGGCGCUAAGAUGUUUUUGCAUCUAACCGAGCUUGUUGUUCUUGAUUGCCUUGCCAAUGAAGUUGAUAUUCCACUUCAAUUCUUGGCAUUGCGACAGCAAGCUCUUGAAGCCGGUGCAGAUACAUCGUCACCAAGGUGGAGAUUCUUGGAAAUCAUGGUACGGUAUGCGCAGCUGGAGUACACCGCGAGAUCGUCCAUUUCCGCGGAAGACAUAAUCCAUAAAGCCAAAGUACUUGACGAAGAUCUUGAUCGAUUGUCCAGUUAUUUGCCUUCUUUCCUUUCGAGAAGACAGAUCCCCGAACCACCAAGCAUUCCGUCAACCAAGCCGGAUAUAUAUCCUGACUAUAAUACACAGAGAUGCUGGAACAACAUCCGUGUUCUCCGAGUUCAGCUAAUGAAAAUUAUACGCGAGCAAUGUGCUCGGGUGUUGGGACAUUCGGCCAAUGAUACCUGGGCCAUGGCCGAACUUCAUGAGUCUAACCGCCGAGUGCAUUCCCUUGCUACAGAUAUAUGCCUCUCCAUACCUGGUACGGGGGCUAACAGCAGGCUUCCUUAUGAGGUCUCCAAUAUCCAAUCAGCAACUCUCUUGUUUCAUCUAUAUGUGGCCAAAGAGCUUCUUCCAAAUCCAGCUCAAUUGAGGCUAUCUAUUCAUGAGCGAUUACAAUUCGUGAAAGAGAAGCAGGCUCCUUCACAGCAUAAGACACUGAAACACUUGCUACAUGAUGGUUAUCAAAAGCCGCGAAACACAUGGGAGAUGUGGCUUUCAAUCGGGAGAGAGGAUUUUUCUAUUUGA